This is a messenger RNA of Letharia columbiana, 1002 nucleotides long. RefSeq lists its product as uncharacterized. Lineage: Eukaryota; Fungi; Ascomycota; Lecanoromycetes; Lecanorales; Parmeliaceae. Gene Ontology annotation, cellular component: cytosol. The record is from RefSeq and is a predicted model, not a curated record. Gene Ontology annotation, molecular function: ATPase activator activity; protein-folding chaperone binding. The transcript is spliced from 4 exons. Gene Ontology annotation, biological process: protein folding; positive regulation of ATP-dependent activity. The coding region runs from base 1 to 1002 and encodes 333 amino acids.
AUGGUCCUCCACAAUCCGAACAACUGGCAUUGGGUGAAUAAAGACGUCAGAGAGUGGGCUCGACAGUAUCUAGAACAAUCUCUUGUUGGGACAUCCUCUGAACAGGGGGAUGUCUCCGCCACUGUUUCAAAGAUAUUGAGCAUGGAUGGAGAUGUGGACGUCAGCCAGCGAAAGGGCAAAGUGAUCACACUGUUCGACGUGAAGCUACAGAUGGAGUACCAAGGCUCGGCCAAGGAUGAAGAGGAUGUCAGCGGGACUAUCACAGUCCCAGAGGUAGCACAUGAUACGGAGGAAGAUGAGUACGUCUUCGACAUAGACAUCUACUCAGACUCUUCUUCCAAACAGCCUGUGAAGGAUUUGGUUCGGUCCAGAGUAGUUCCUCAACUUCGACAAAAGUUGUCUCAACUUGGUUCCGCCCUCAUCGCUGAACAUGGCAAAGAUCUUCAGCAUGCGACUGGCGCAUCACCCUCUCUGCAGCCCACGACCAUCACUACUUCCUCCACUGCCUCCCAAGCGAACGCCAAGCCUGCCACCGCCAAAUCUGCUCCCAAAACAACCACAACCAACACACUUGGCCAUCCCUCUGUGAAUACUACGUCACUAACGUCGAACGAAGAAUUCCGUACCACUGCUUUAGAACUCUACAAAACAUUCACCGACGCUACCCGCAUCGCCGCUUUCACGCGUGCUCCUCCGAAGCUGUUCGAAGGCGCUCACAAGGGUGGCAAGUUCGAACUCUUCGGGGGUAACGUUUCUGGUGAAUAUCUAACUCUUGAAGAGCCUACGAAGAUCGUUCAGAAAUGGCGAUUAGGGCAGUGGGUGGAAGGACAUUACUCGACGUUGACAAUAGGGUUUGAUCAGAAUGAUUCAGAUGCCGUGACUGUCAUGAGGGUUCAAUGGGAUGGGGUGCCUGUGGGACAGGAAGAGGUUACAAGAAGAAAUUGGGGCGAGUACUACGUGAGGAGUAUCAAGACUACUUUCGGCUUUGGCACUGUUCUGUAA